AUGGGCGUCAAAGCAGUUGCGGUCCUUCGGGGUGACUCAAAUGUCAAGGGAACAGUGACUUUCGAGCAAGCAUCCGAAUCAGCUCCAACAUCAAUCACUUUUGAUAUUACAGGCCACGACGCAUCUGCAAAGCGGGGCAUGCAUGUCCACCAGUUUGGUGACAAUACCAAUGGCUGCACAUCUGCCGGUCCGCACUUCAAUCCUUUCAGUAAAGAACACGGUGCGCCAGAUGACAGCGUCCGUCACGUUGGAGAUCUAGGGAACUUCGAGACCGAUGCACAAGGCAAUGCAAAGGGCACUGUCACCGACAGUCAGGUCAAAUUAUACGGAAAUAAUAGCGUCCUUGGCCGCACCAUCGUCGUGCACGCCGGUACGGAUGAUCUCGGAAAAGGCGGUCAUGAGCAUAGUAAGACCACAGGCAAUGCUGGCGGACGUCCUGCAUGCGGUGUCAUUGGCAUCUCGCAGUCGUGA
Bacidia gigantensis is the source of this 471-nucleotide messenger RNA. RefSeq lists its product as uncharacterized. Gene Ontology annotation, molecular function: copper ion binding; superoxide dismutase activity. The coding region runs from base 1 to 471 and encodes 156 amino acids. The record is from RefSeq and is a predicted model, not a curated record. Lineage: Eukaryota; Fungi; Ascomycota; Lecanoromycetes; Lecanorales; Ramalinaceae. The transcript is spliced from 3 exons. Gene Ontology annotation, biological process: removal of superoxide radicals.